This is a messenger RNA of Pieris macdunnoughi, 1140 nucleotides long. NCBI's taxonomy places the organism in Eukaryota, Metazoa, Arthropoda, Insecta, Lepidoptera, Pieridae. The record is from the annotation of a GenBank genome assembly.
AUGUUUGAUCAUCCAUGUGCAGGGGAAAGGGUGUCCUUGAAAGUUGUAAUUCCAAAAGCCAGAAGAGGAAUCCAUGAUCAUAAUCCUAUUAUGAGGAACACACCAGAACUUACAUCCGGAAGACACGAAACUUGGGAUGAAGUUGAUAACAUUUUGAGCAAACCAGCUAGAUGUUCCAGCCCUAUUUCAGUCCGAAAGCAAUUGCCUCGAAGGUCAUCAGUUGAUGCUGAACUAUCAGAUAAAAGUGAUGAUACCGAUUCUGAAGAUCUUUUAUCUAAAUCCUCUCCUGCUGAUUUUCAAAUACAUUCCUAUUACAGAGAUGAAAAUUGUCCGUACAUAAAUUCUAAUAGGGAUGUUCCACUUAAUACUUCCUGGCAUAACUAUUCAAGAAGUUCAGAUACAAAUAUUCCUGAAUACCAAACUAGAAGAAAGAGUGGGUUUAAUUCCAAAUAUAUAGUACCAAUUAUCAUAGCCUUAUGUGGAAUAUGCUAUAUUGUUUAUGAGCAAUACAGUGAUAAGAAUAUUAGCUUCAAAAUUUAUGAUAGAAUCAAUUUUUAUGAUGAUUUAAAAAGCAUGGCCCAGAAGUAUAAAGUUAAACCAGAUUCAAUGUUGCAAGUGCGCACAGGAGUAGAUACAAUAUUUCAAAAGGAGGAUGCUGGCUCAUUUAUAUUCACUUAUGACAGCAAAUCAUUUGAUUCUGAGCUGUUCUAUAAUUUCAUAGAUAAUAUCUCUUCUGCAGCUUCCAGAUACCUACGGAAUGACACAAAAGAUGUCCAACAUGUUGUAUUAGACAGCAGUAAAGUAAUUACUAUCAAAUCAGAUGUAGAUCUUAUUUAUGAAUUUCGUGAUAAUUUAGAUAAAACUGGUGUCUUACUGGUGAAAAACAUUGAAAGGGUACCAGCUAAGCUUGCUAUGGCAUUUCAUUAUUAUUGCGAUGAAUUUAAUCCAUUAGUAAAAAAAAGUGCAAUUUUCUUUACACUAGAUGUCGCGAAAUGCAAAUCACUGAUAAGUAAACCAUCUCUUGAUCAUGAUUAUAUUGAGAGGUGUCUUAAAGAUAUAUGGAGAGAAGUUGACAGGGACAAGAUAGCACCACUUUUAACCAGAGUAGUUGGUGUUAUUGUUGAUGUUACAAACCUAUGA